UUCGUAUCCAUAGUCGUAUCGUUACAUCGCUAGUGUUAAGUUAUUAAUAUUAACCUUAUUCAGUAUCAUAGGAUUCAUAGGUAUUAUCUUUGAAACAUCUGGCAAAAUUAGAAAUAUAAAAUACUUUUCUUAGAAGUAAAUAAAUUCUAGCACAUGUUCCUGUAGAUAAAGUUAAAAAGAAAAUCAACGUGCGGUCUGUCAAAUUAAUAUAUUACUUAUUUCUUGCUACUUUUUGUUAUUCCCAUCGACCAUCACUCUUCCUUUAUACUUAAGAAGAUCAAUUGUACGUGAACGGCGUGAAGGAUGGCUCGCGGUCAGCAAAAAAUACAGUCACAAGCGAAGGCUGCUGAGAAACAGUCCAAACUAAAGAAGCAGCAGGGCCACAGUGCUACGGAUCAGAAGAAGGCGGCUCAAAAAGCUCUCGUCCAUGUCUGUGCCGUUUGUAAGGCGCAGAUGCCGGACCCCAAGACUUAUAAGCAGCAUUUUGAAAACAAACAUCCCAAGAAUGAGCUACCAGAAGAUUUGAAGUCAAUUUAAAUAUGAACUUUUUAUUUUCUGUCAUGUCACCGACAAUGUUACAUGUUAGAGUAAUGAGAAUGUGUUAACAGGGGAAACGUUUCGACCUUACCAUUCGUGUUAAGUAAGUUUAUGAUAUUGAAAGAACACCAAUUGAUGAAAUUUAUUGUGUCAUUAAAUCAUUCCAUACACAGUAUACGUUUACUUCGCAUAGCAUUUGUCGGUGUCAUGGUGGUAUUUGAGAAAACAUUUUCUAUUUAGACUUAAUAUCACAUUUUUAUUUAUAAGAAUAGUAAAAGUGUUGUAUUAUCUCA
This is a messenger RNA of Melitaea cinxia (Glanville fritillary), 830 nucleotides long. Its product is annotated as zinc finger protein 706-like. The transcript has 3 exons. The record is from RefSeq and is a predicted model, not a curated record. Lineage: Eukaryota; Metazoa; Arthropoda; Insecta; Lepidoptera; Nymphalidae. Bases 304 to 537 code for a protein of 77 amino acids.